Sinocyclocheilus grahami is the source of this 1580-nucleotide messenger RNA. Its product is annotated as protein delta homolog 1. The record is from RefSeq and is a predicted model, not a curated record. Lineage: Eukaryota; Metazoa; Chordata; Actinopteri; Cypriniformes; Cyprinidae. Gene Ontology annotation, cellular component: plasma membrane. Gene Ontology annotation, biological process: negative regulation of Notch signaling pathway; Notch signaling pathway. Gene Ontology annotation, molecular function: calcium ion binding; Notch binding. The transcript has 5 exons. The coding region runs from base 264 to 1106 and encodes 280 amino acids.
CUCCGUGUGUCAGGCUGAGGCAGCAGCAGCUCGCGGAGCUUCAGUCGGAUUCACAGCUUGCUCUGAACGUCGCGCACUUUCUCAGAUGAGUUUCUGUGUGUCCAGCGCGCUGAGUUAGGCAGCUGGAGGACUAGUUUAGCUGAGUUAGGCAGCUGGAGGACUAGUUUAGUUUAGUGACGUCCUGCUCGCGCGCUCAGCGGUAAGUUUGUGUGAUGAAGUGACGGCGAUUAUCAGCGGAGGAUCGAGGAUCGAGCUGCGGGAGGAUGCAUGUAUUUCUCCGGCUCGGGUUCUCAUUUCUGCUGCUCCUCUGUGUGCUUGUUUCUGCUCAAGGUCCAGAAUGUGGAGCUGGAUGUCAUCACGGCUUCUGUGAGCAGUCUGGAGAAUGCAGGUGCAGAGCAGGUUGGCGCGGUGCGGUGUGCGAUCAGUGUGUUCCUUCACCUGACUGUGUUCACGGAGUGUGUGAAGAACCCGGGCAGUGCAUCUGUGAGCGCGGAUGGACGGGAGCGCGCUGUGAUCGAGAGGUUCACCGGUGUUCAUCAAAGCCCUGCUCGGGAAACUCUACCUGUGUGGAGACCAGAGGAGGAGGACACGUCUGCCUUUGUUCUCCUGCAUACACAGGAGAAAACUGCCAGCUGAAGAAAGGACCGUGUUCAGCGAACAGCUCUCGCUGUCAGAACGGAGGAACCUGCGUGAACACGAGUGGCUCUGACAGCCGUUUCUCUUGCCUCUGUCCAGCUGGAUUCACCGGCUCGUCCUGUGAGCUCCACAUCAGCCAGCUCAAGCACAAACCCCGAGUGAAAGCGUCAGGUCCGGCUCACGCUUUCCACAAGCUGCUGCUGCGUCCGGCCGAGUCUGAGUCCGGUCCGCUGGUCACCCACAGCCAGAUCAUCUGCUUCUCCGUCCUGGCUCUCCUCACCUGUCUGGUGGUCCUGGUCACGACGGGCAUCGUCUUCUUUACCCGCUGCGAGACGUGGAUGGCGAACGCUAAGUACAGCCAGCUGGUGCGACAGCAGAGAGAUCAGCAGAGAGAGCAGCAUUCGCUCAACAUCAUCCUGCCGGAGAAAAUCAAGCUGAGCAACUACAGCAAGCAUUACACGUCCAUAUGAAGCGGAUCCGUGACCGAGAGGUUUGGUGCUUUAGACAAAGAGAGGAUGAAAAACAGCUGCAGUAUUUCAUGCUUUUAUUGUUGGAAUACAUGCAUAUAUUAAGAUGUACAGCGAGCAACACAGACGGCGAAAUACAUGGUUUUCAAUGAUCUCAUGAUUGUGAUAUUGACUCGUACAUGGUUUAAAGCUGGCGUGUUACGAUUCACGAAGAGAUGUUUUCAUCACCUGAGCAUUUUCAUUUUCAUGCACAUAUUUACAUGUGAACAAAUGAUUAAUGUAGCACUAAAUAAACCAUUGUUUUCAAUGCAGACUAUUAAUACUCGUUCUGAUUGCUCAUGCUGUCCUGGCCAUAUGGUUUUGCAUAGUGUCUCUUUUUAACUGCAGGGUUUCUGUGGGUCUUAAAAACUCUUCAUUUGUCCUUCCACAAAUGAACGCCUUAAAAAGACGUGGCAUUAAAUGUUGCAAAAAACAAUA